This is a messenger RNA of Cajanus cajan (pigeon pea), 1896 nucleotides long. RefSeq lists its product as uncharacterized. Gene Ontology annotation, cellular component: membrane. Gene Ontology annotation, biological process: N-acetylglucosamine metabolic process. Lineage: Eukaryota; Viridiplantae; Streptophyta; Magnoliopsida; Fabales; Fabaceae. The record is from RefSeq and is a predicted model, not a curated record. Gene Ontology annotation, molecular function: beta-1,4-mannosylglycoprotein 4-beta-N-acetylglucosaminyltransferase activity.
UCCCUCCUAAUAGUUCUAUAAGAAGAGAGAGCGAGAGAAAGAGAAGAGUGUCUCUGGCGAAAGAGCGAAAAAACCACACCAAACGGCUAUAAUUGUCGUUACAAUAGAGAGACUCUAAAAGAUCGUGCCUUUACUGGGUUUUUCCCCUUUCCUGCAAUUUGGUCUCAAAGGGGUUGAUCUAGUUUCGAUAUUUUCUUAGUGGCAAAAGAGUACUACUCAUAACACUAAAACACAUAAAACAGACACGAACUGUUUUGUUUUCGAGGGUUGUUCUCCUUCGCCAUGUCUGAGGGCUAUUAUAAUUCCAAGAAGACUGAUGAUAUCUGCGAUGAUGUUUGUGGGCAGGAUGGAACUCCUGCAGCGCUGAGCAUGUCAAGACUCAAAUGUAUCCUAAGGGGAUUGGACUUCAAGGUUUGCAUAUUUCUGCUUGUGGUUGUCCCUGUUGGAAUCUUUGGUCUCUAUUUGCACGGCCAAAAAAUCUCCUACUUUCUAAGACCACUGUGGGAGUCUCCUCCAAAGCCUUUCCACGAAAUCCCUCACUAUUAUCACGAGAACAUGUCGAUGGAGUCUCUCUGCAAGCUUCAUGGGUGGGGGAUUCGCCAGUCACCGAGACGAGUCUUUGAUGCUGUCUUGUUCAACAAUGAAGUUGACAUGCUCACUAUCCGCUGGAAAGAGAUGUAUCCUUAUGUGACACAGUAUGUACUCCUUGAAUCAAACUCGACAUUCACAGGAUUUGUCAAGCCGUUGCUGUUUGCGAGCAAUAGGGACAAGUUCAAGUUUGUUCAAUCACGGCUUACAUAUGGGAUGAUUGGAGGGAGAUUCAAGAAAAAUGAAAAUCCCUUCAUUGAGGAGGCCUAUCAAAGAGUUGCCCUGGAUCAGCUUCUAACUAUAGCAGGCAUAGAAGACGACGAUCUCUUGAUAAUGUCUGAUGUUGAUGAGAUUCCCAGCGCACACACGAUUAAUCUCUUGCGGUGGUGUGAUGACAUCCCUCCAGUUCUUCAUCUUCAGCUGAGGAACUACUUGUACUCUUUCGAAUUCUUUCUGGACAACAAGAGUUGGAGAGCUUCAAUCCAUAGAUACAAGACUGGCAAGACUCGGUAUGCGCACUAUAGACAGGCUGAUGUGCUGCUGUCUGAUGCUGGCUGGCAUUGUAGCUUCUGUUUCCGCCAUAUCAGUGAGUUCAUAUUUAAGAUGAAAGCUUACAGCCACAACGAUCGUGUCCGGUUCCCUCACUACUUGAACCCUAACAGGAUUCAGGAUGUUAUAUGUAAGGGUUCUGACUUAUUUGACAUGAUUCCUGAAGAGUAUACAUUCAAGGAGAUCAUUGGGAAAUUGGGACCUAUUCCUCAUUCUUACUCAGCAGUACAUCUUCCAGCAUAUUUGUUAAAUAAUGCAGAGAAGUACAGGUUUUUGUUGCCUGGUAACUGUAGAAGAGAAAGUGGCUGACUUUGAAUGUAGGUGAUUAACUUUAAUGAUGGAAAUUGAAGGAAAGUGUAUUACACCAAAAAGGGGCUCUAUUGAAUGAUUUAUAGCUAUAUAUGUAUGUAGGUCAUUCUUUAGAAGGGUAUCCAGAGAAACCUGAUGGGGUUUUGAAUUUUGACAUGAACCUGUGUAUAUCCAAUUUCAAAUACUCUGGGGUUUUUAGCCCUGUGAUGGGGGGAGGCAUGUGAGAUUCUCAAGUGAGGAGCUUGUGAGGGAAAUAGUCUUUUAUGAAUACCUUUGGGCAAGCUUUUGUACCUUCACUUUGGGUAUGAAUAGCUCCAAUUGGAUUUCUUGUUGGACUAAGUUAUACACAUAUCAUCUUUAUAUUAAUUGCUUCUAGAUCCCCAUUCUGAUCAGUGUUAAAUUUAAAUUCCCUUUUUUCUCAGCUAUUUAAUUUUACUGCUGUAUUUCAUU